Molecule: messenger RNA, 1230 nt
Organism: Gregarina niphandrodes
Lineage: Eukaryota; Apicomplexa; Conoidasida; Eugregarinorida; Gregarinidae
Exons: 1
Coding region: 1-1230 (409 amino acids)
Source: RefSeq, a predicted model, not a curated record
AUGGACGACGAGCGUGCCAUAUCAAUUAUCGCGUCCGUGAUUAAUUCGGGUGACACGGAAAUAAUUGGUGAGUUUAAAAGGGGAGUCGGAGAACUAGCCGACGCGAUCCUCCACUCGGAGGCGUACCGUCGACGAUUGGAGGUAUGCAACGGAAUCCAGAAUACCUCGGAGGUAUGGCAUUGUGAUCAGUGGGGAAGCGUGCUCAAGAUGUUGUCCGCCGGGGGUACAAACGCGGUACAAAUUGGUUCUUCGGCCGUACGUCCAUUGUCCGGGUCCGCAGGCCUGUCGUCGACGAGGCCAGUCCCUCUCGCCGUGGCUGCAGUCGAGAUCGAGAAGAGACCGGUUGCAGUCAAGGUCCACCCAAAUAAAUCUGUGGACGCGGCGGUCUCGGCCAAGGUCACCAAGUUCAAGGCCCAGAGUGCGAAGGCGAGGGCCGAUGCUGAGAAAACGUUGGCCGCACUGGUGUCUGCUUCAGAGAUGGUCUCAGCUUCGACCAAGGGGUCUGCGGGCGGUGCGGCUCCGGCCGUCCCGACAGCAGCUCAGGUCGUCAGGGCGUCCCGGAUUCCCGUUCGAACCAAGACGGUCGCGGACGUUUUGGAGGCCCCGAAGUACCCCUCUGGGGUGCCUCUGCCAAACAUCACCUCAACAAAAACGGUAGCCACACCGAACAAGGACGGGGCUGCAUUGUCGAACAACCACCAAGUACUAUCAAAACCAGAGAGACUGCCGCCAAGAAAGGUUGUUUCGCCACAGGACACCGCUGCACUACAGGCUGUGACCCAGGCGCCGGUCGACGCUGUGAUUGCGUCCGAGGAUGUGACAACAACCGAGGAUGUGCCUGCGCCUGCUCAAAAAAGGAUCUCGGGGAAGAUUGAGCGGCUUCUGCGGUGGGACAAGAAGCUGCAAUACAACCCCCUCUUGCCUUCUCACGCACCUGUAGUGGAGCGACAGACGUGCGUAGUGGUCAACAACCACCUAUGUCACAUAUUGUCCGAAGCAGUCACAGAGAAAGUUCCACUCUCCAAAAACUUCGUGGUGAGAUCGGUCACCACCUUAGCGGCGAAGGAUCCGGAUGGGCCAGUACCGCGCACGAUGGUGCUCUCGUCGUUUGCCCUGGAAUGGGUCAAAUCCACAUGGCUUCAAAAGAAGGUACAAAAUACCGCAACUACCGAAUGGAGACGGAGUCUCAACUCCACCAGAACCAACCUAGCCGAGACCACCCCUUCAUGA